Funneliformis mosseae is the source of this 567-nucleotide messenger RNA. Lineage: Eukaryota; Fungi; Glomeromycota; Glomeromycetes; Glomerales; Glomeraceae. The record is from the annotation of a GenBank genome assembly.
AUGAGGGGAAAUACUGAACAAGCAAAAGCAUUGAAAUCUUCAUUACGGGACCUCUUAAAAAACGAUGAAGAGUUAUGUAAAGAAUAUGAAUUACUAAAUACAUGGCUUAGUGUCCCUGAGGAAGAGUACGUUCGCGUUUUACAAUAUAUUGUUUCUCAUGGAACAAAUUCAACACAACCAAUGAAUUUUAAUAAUGCAGCAAAAGAAGAACCGGCAGUAUCUACGAUAAAUAAUAAUUCAGGAGAUUUGAACGACUAUGAGAAAAUUAACGAACCCUUAGCUCUAAAGUCUUUCAAAGAAGUGAGAAAUCACAACGCGCAUGGGAUUACAAAACCAGAGGAUGAUGACAAACUACGAAGAUUGUCAACUCUAGCAUUAGAAGUAACUGUGUGCCUUAAAGCAUCCGAGCCAUUAGCAGAAAUAAAGGAGUUGAACUUUGAACUUGCGGAACAUUUAAUUUUGACGACAAAGAGGAAAGAUGAGGAGGAUGGGGAGCUGUCAGACUUUGCACUAGACAUUAUUGAUAGAUUUGAUUCAUCGAUAGAGUUAAAGCAAAUUAUGCUUUAG